Myzus persicae (green peach aphid) is the source of this 6590-nucleotide messenger RNA. Its product is annotated as protein abnormal spindle-like. The record is from RefSeq and is a predicted model, not a curated record. Lineage: Eukaryota; Metazoa; Arthropoda; Insecta; Hemiptera; Aphididae. Bases 463 to 6402 code for a protein of 1979 amino acids. Gene Ontology annotation, molecular function: protein binding. Gene Ontology annotation, cellular component: spindle pole. Gene Ontology annotation, biological process: establishment of meiotic spindle localization; spindle organization; mitotic cell cycle. The transcript has 15 exons.
GCCUCGUGUCCUCGACGGCAUCAGCUGCUACCGCGGUGGAAGUCGAUUUGUUUUUAAUAGCAAUUUAACGGAAUUUCCGUCCGGACGGUGUGAGUGGUAUGACGGACGGCGAGACUAAUAAAUUCUAAUUUCCAGUCCGCGCGCUGCUGCAACAAACCAGUCUGUAUUAUAAAUUAUAAUUGUUGUUGUUAUUACGCCGUCGUUUCAUUCAAUACUAUUAUCACAUGGCGACGACAACCGGCACGGCGGCACUGGAACGAGUUUCGUCCACGAUUAUUUGAAUACAAGAUUAAAUACUAUCAUUUAUCAUUAUUUUACCAAUAUUAUUAUCGUCUACGGUGUUGAUAUUUUAUUUUCGGUUUUUGUGUUGUUUGAGUUUGUUUUUAAUUUUUUAUUUAAAUCUCCUACCUGCCACGAGAUGAAUGUAACGUGAAAUUACGAACACCCCGCCGACCAGUCACAAUGGCCAAGUUUGUAGUUGAAUUUUCUCCUCCGGAAAAAAUUAAAUCAGAGCCAUACGAUGUUACAGAUUCAAUUGUAAACUAUCGUAUGGUAUUAGCACCAUUUCAAAAACAAACUCAAGUAGAAUUCAACAACAUUAAACUUAAAGAAAUUGCAGUGAGAUUUUUGACAGUUGUCAAUCCUCUUGACAGACAUGGACAGUUUGUUUUACCUCCUCCAAGUGACGGUGUUUAUUUUGAUGUUUAUGAAUUCACAUUAGAACCCAAUUCUGAAUGUGAGUUAUCAAUAACUUGGCAGCCAUCUCGACAUGGAAAUAUGCGUAAAUUAAUUAGAAUAGAACAAGUCGAUAAUAAUAAAAAAUAUGAUUUUGUUAUUUUGGGGAAUUGCAAUAGUCCUCCACACAAAAAUUUAAAAAGUAAUACCUCAAAAUCAAAAAUUUCAAAUUUGACUAAAAAGCAAUUAAAAUGUGGACUAGAAAAAGUACUGCCGAAUAAGACAAAACAUAUUAGUUCUAAGAGUGAAAGAAUUAUUCUCGUAAAAAACCACCCCCCAAAUAUACCAGAACCCAUUAGUGAAGAAACACAGCCUAUCAGACGACAAACAUAUUUAGUUGGAGAAAAAGAGAAUCUUCCAAUUUCAAAAAAGAUUUCAUUAGGUAGAGAUACAAUACUUAAAAGUCCUGAACGCAGUAUUAAACGUCCAGAUCAGAGACGUCAAGAUCACGUAUUUAAUAAACAUUUUAACUUUAAAAAUCUGAACAAUAGUUCUAGCUCAAUGAGUGAUGAUUCACUUGAGAAACCAUUAAACAAAAUUAUUAUGAACAUUUCUCAAUUAAAUGAUUUAUGUUUAACACCAUUAAAAAGUACUGAAAACUUACUUUCUCCAUUUAGUGUCAAGAAACAAUUUAAUAAUUUUGAUAGCCGAAUGAGUUUUGAUGUCACUGAUGGACUAUUAGAUUCUAGUUUAUCAAAUUCCUCUAUAUUUAUACCACAAGAUGAAUUAGCCACAGCUUUGACUUAUACACCGGAAAAUCAAAAGCCAACUAAAGUGUGUAUGAAUCUCUGGAAUAAAUUCAUAAAAUCACCCGAAGAUGAAUUAACUAAUGGUGGUACAAAUGAUGGAUUACAUACUAUCAACUCACAACCUUUUGUAUCUUCUUCAGAAGUUGAAUCAAUCGACUUUGAGCAAAAAUGCAAAUGGUCACCUACACAUACUAUUCAUCAACCUACAAUGAUUACUUGGAGUGGUACAAAACCAAAAAGACCGUCAUUUUCUAUUAAGCACUCUCCUUAUUACAAAUGUAGUCCAAAAACAUCAAUGACGUCUAAGAACAAAGUGAAACAAUGCAGUACAAAUCCACGAACAACACGUUUGAAAACUCCUAAACUAGAUAAGUAUGAUGAAUAUCUUAAGUGCUUAGCGAAUCCACAACUCGUAUAUCACAAUAAUGCUGAAGACCCAUUUUUAAAAAUGUCUGAAUACUAUGAAACAGAAUGGCUAGACCGCCAAGAAUCUGAUAUGAUUCGUUGGUUAAAUGCAAUGCUCACACCGACUGAAAAGCUGGUAGAUGAAGAACAAUCUAGUGACUUAGAGCAAGCAGCUAUGGCUUGGGUAGAAGCAUCCAAGACAUGUCAUAAAAAUAAACCUAUGCAAUUUGCCACCCAAAAGGAUCUGUUUGUAGCACAAAUGUACCGGCAGUCACCACAACAAUGGAGUGCGUUGCGCAAAGCCACGAUAAAUCUCAUUACAUCUUCAAAUGUAACAUCUGUCUUAUCAAAAUUAACUGUAUCAAUCGAGAAAGAUCUCAUUACUUUAAGAGAUGAUCGUCAAAUACAUUUAGACUUAAGUUUAAAGAAAAAAAUUAUUGAUCUGCUAAAAUGUUACAAUCCGCUAUGGUUUAGAAUUGGCUUGGAAGCUAUAUAUGGUCAAAUUGUUCAUGUAAAACCUGGAUCUAAUGAUUUAGAUGGCAUUGGCUGGUUUGUUCGUAAAAAUCUGUUUAAUAGUGAUUAUGUCAAACAGAAAUUUACCAAAACUACUGUACUACAAGUGAACCUGCCUUCAUAUAAUGCUGCCAUGAAAAAGUUUAUUUUGAGAAAAAUAUUUAUGCUCAUAUAUUUUUUGGAUCGCGCUAAAGAACAACAAUUGAUCAGACAUAAUCCGUGCUUAUUCAAAACGGACUCACCAUAUAAAAGUAGCUACGACUUAAUGAUGGGAUUUUGUGCUGACAUGGUGACUGCACAUGGAGACAUAGUUCGUCGGCUGCGAAGUAUUGGUUAUAACUUGACACAUAAACAAACACAUUUGGAUGAAGUGAAUUACGCAGUUAAGUCUCUAAAUGACCUAAGGGAUGGCACCAGAAUUACCAGAGUUGUAGAAAUUUUAUUUAAAGGCAAUCCAUUGUCACAAAAACUAAGACUUCCGGCUAUAUCAAAGUUACAGAAAAUCCACAAUGUUAAUUUAGCUUUCACACGAAUAUCUGAACAUAUAUCCGUUGAGGGCAACAUAAGCACUCGUGACAUUGUGAAUGGUCACAGAGAAAAAAUCCUAUCGUUAUUCUGGCAGAUUAUCUACAAGUAUUUAACUCCAAAAUAUAAUAACGCUGCUACGAAAAUCCAAAAUUGGUGGAGAAAUAGCAGUCUGAAACUGGUCAUAUCCAAGAGAAUCCGAGCCAAAACGAUUGCCAAACGUCACUUGGCCGCCUCUAGUAUACAAGCUCGCGUUCGAGGCCAUUUGAUUAGGAAAAAAUGGCCUCAAUUGCGAGCUGAACUGGUUGAAAACCGAGAGAUGUUGCAUGCGGCUUCCACUACAGUCAAACGUUAUUUAAAAGACAAGCUGAAACUAUUGACAGAAGAUCGAAAACGGUUUAUAAUUUUAAGGAGAACGGUAGUGUUUGUUCAGAAAAAGUAUAGAAACAAGAUGACUAUGGUUAAGGAACAACGGAAUUAUUUAAAAUUGAAACGGUCAGCGAUAAUCAUCCAAAAAGUGUUUCGAGGUUUUAUACUGAGGAAACACUGGCCUAGAAUCAAGAACAAUUUAAUUGCGGAUAAGACGAAACGAAUUGCUGCCGCCAAUACUAUCAAGCGGUUGUUGAGAAAGAACUUGCCACCGACACAAGACCGUUUAACUUUUUUGAAGUUAAAACGGACCGUGUUGUAUACCGAAAGUCUGUACGUUGCAAAUAAAAUGACGAAACUGCAUACAGAACGUUACGCCGCUCUAAAAAGUGCAACCGUAUUCGUCCAGAGACUAUUCAGGGCCAACGUGUCGAUGAAAAGAGAACGCGAAAAUUAUUUAAAAGCCAAACGGUCGGCUUUAAUGGUCCAAAAAAUGUUUCGUGGUUUCGUGAUGAGGAAAUAUUGGCCGGACGCUCGAAACCGUUUAGUGUCUGAAAACGGGAGACGGGUCGACGCCAUAAACACGAUCAAGCGGGUGUUGCGGAAAAGCCUGCCGCCAACCCAAGACCGCUUGACGUUUUUGAAGUUAAAACAUACAGUGUUGUACACUGAAAGUCUGUACGUCGCAAACAAAAUGAUGAAACUACAUGCGGAACGUUACACCGCUUUAAAAAACGCAACCGUGUUUGUGCAGAGACGGUUCAGGGCCAACGUGCUGGCGACAAGAGACCGAGAACGCUAUUUGAACUACCAGCGGUCGGCCGUGCUGAUACAAAAGACGUUCCGGUGUUUCGUGGCCAGAAAACGUUGGCCGGCGACGCGAGAACGGUUGCUGUCGGAUAUGGAGAGGCGCGUCGCGGCCGCCAACACGGUGAAACGGGCGCUGAGACGAAACCUUCCGACGACCCAAGACCGAGCCAACUUUGUCAGGGUGAAAGCCGCAGCCCUGUUCGUACAACGCGCAUGGCGAGCCAAGCAUCUGAUGAUGGUGCAGCGGGAAUGGUACACGACGUCGCAAUACGCCACCGUGUACGUCCAGCGGACGUUUCGAGCAAAGGUCGCUAUGAGGUCGGGCCGCCGUGAGUACCUGAAGGCCAAACAGUCGGCGGUGUUCAUCCAAAAGGUGUACCGCGGUUACGUGGCCAGGCGUAUGUGGCCUGAUGUCCGGGACCGGUUGGUCGCCGAACGAACGGAGCGGGUGCUUGCGGCCGACGUGAUUAAACGAGCCCUGCGACGCCGGUUGCCGGCCACCCAAGACCGGCUGAGUUACGAACGGCUUAGGCAUUCGGUGGUGGCCGUUCAGAGGCGUUACCGGGCCAACGUGGCCAUGCGGACACAGCGAGAAGCAUACCUGAUGCUCAGGCGCAGCGUAUUGACGAUUCAGCGGCGGUUCAGGGCUAACCUCCUCGCUAGACGCGACCGCCACUUGUACAUGAGACUAAAGUUCACGGCCGCCGGACUGCAGGCAGCCGCCAGGGGCCACUUAUUUCGACAGCUGCAGUGGCCAUCGCUUAUGGUUGAGCUGACCAGCCGUCGGCUACUGUUAACCAGGUGCGCCAACACCGUCAAGCGAACACUAAUGAGGCGGCUGGCCGUAGAUGAUCGACGACAGUUUCUGGAGCUGCGACUUGCUACGGUCAAGGUCCAGUGUUGGUUCCGGGCUCGUAGGCAGGCCCGCGAGUACGCCAAACUGCGCGUCGCUGUUGUGACGGUGCAGCAGCGGUUUCGGGCCAACCAGGCCGCGAGACGACAGCGAGAAGAGUUCUUGCGUGUACGCACCGCAAUGGUUCUGCUUCAAGCCUGCGCCAGGGGACAUUUGGCACGCGUCAGGUGGCCUGUUGUGAAACGUGACCUACAAGCGCACAGUGACCAGUUAGCCGCGGCCAGCAACAGAAUCAAGAGGUUUUUGCGCCGAUGCCUGCCGACCACCUGCGAACGUUUCGAGUACUUGCGCCUGAGACAAGCUGUGGUCGCAGUGCAAACUCGUUACAGAGCCAUGGUUGCAGCAAGACGUGGUCGGAUGGAUUACCUCCGGUUGAGACUGUGCACUAUUGUAUUGCAGAGACGGUAUAGGGACCGCAGAGCCAUCAGGGCAGCUAUCUUAUUGCAGGCACAUGUCCGUGGAUGCUUAGCACGCUGCCAGUGGCCGCAGCUCAAGCACAGUCUAGCAGCCAAACGGAAACUUGAGGCAGACUUAAAGCUGGAGAAGAACAAGGCUGCGUCCAAGAUACAAGCAGUUGUUAGAGGAUUUUUAACUCGCGAGAAAUUUCCUAGGAUCAGAGAUGAGCUAAUAACACAGAAACGUGCGUGUGCUGUCACUAAAAUACAGGCUCUUUGGAGAGGUUACUGCGUUCGAAAAAAGUACCAGUGUCGACGUGAUACUGUCAGAAUGCCCAGAAGAAGUGCCCAGACGUUGGGCAGAAGACACAACGAUGUUGUGAAGAUAUUAAACAAGCAAAAGAGAAACGAAUACUCAUACAAAGAACUUGCCACAGUCUUUUGGAAUUUGGACACAUGUACGUCGUUAUCCAAAGAGCUAUGUAUGAAGACAGCUGAUGGUGUGAUUGUAGAUUACAUUUUCCGUUUCCUGCAGUAUUCUAACCAAUCACAACCGAGCAUUGAGGCUCGUGAACCUGCCAUCCGGGUACUCAUCAAUUUGCUUAGGUACCAUGAAACAUCAUGGAUCAUUUGGACAAGAACUGUAAAUGCUGACAUGAUCAAAGAGCUUAUCAAAAUGAUGAAGAUGAGCUGUGGCAAAUUUGGUUCAGCAAAUAAACUAUUUUGUUUAAUUGCCACCUUGAUAUGGAUAGUUUUGCAAGACCCUGAAAAGAAACAGUAUUUUAAAAGCAAUCCAAUUGCUGCAGACUUCAAAUACAUGAUGGAUUCACUGAACAGAAGGUACAAAACUCACAAAAUAGAUAAGAAAUUAAUGGUGCUGCCAUCAACACGGCCUACGUGGUACAUUGGCUCCAAAUGUCAAAAGUGUUUUGAAUCUGAUCUCUUCGCCACAAUUCAGGUCUGCAAAAUGUUGAAUAUCAUAAAAUAAUUGUAACUAUUUUUUUACGUUUUAAUUAUAAAUUAUUAUUAUGUUUAAGAUCUUUUAUUACUAUUAACUGUUGAAACUUUUUAAUUGUUUUUUCUUUUAUUAUUUAAUAAUUUUAUCAAUUGUGUAUUUUAUUUUUUUACAAUCUUUUGGUGUUUUACCAUUAAAAAUCACUUUUAUAUGCCAUCUCA